GGGGCUGCCGCUGCGGUGCCACCGAGGCGGACGGGCCCGAUGUGAGUGAUGUCCUCGCGCAGCGCGCGGGCGGGAGGGAAAGCAGGGUCGCGGCAGGCAGCGGACGGCUGGGGUCCGGAGGCGGGCAGACCGGGAUCCGCCCCCCGCCCGCUGCUGUCUCCCCCGGCUCCCCUUGGUGGUGUGGGGGGUCGGCGGUGGAUGCGGAGCGCGCUGUGACGCAGCCGUUGGUGCGCGCGGGCGGUGCUCGGAGAGGCGGCGGCGUGGAGCGACCAGGCGGGCGUCUGGGCGCGGGGGGACCCACCGAUGGUAUCUCAGUCUCCUGCAGGCUGAGCAGCCCUAGGUUCAGCCCCUCGCUUCAAGCCUAUGGACCGGUUAUGUUAAUUAAAGUUGUUAAUUACUUUGAAAAAAAUAAUGAAUCCUGAGGAGGAAGCAGCUGUUGUGUUGAGCCACUUUUAACUGAGGACUGAAAAUGCCAACAGUUGAAAGUGAGGCAAAGGCAAAAACCAAAGUUCGCUUUGAGGAAAUCUUUAGACGUCAUGCUGGCCUUACAGACAAUAAGAAAUCAAGGACAAAGAAGUUCCAAUCUCAGGAGAAUAUUGCGCUUGACACUUUUAGAAGUAAUAUUGAUCUAACAAAAGAAAGUGGGAAUGAUGAAGCAAUUAUAAACAACACAUACAAUCCUGAAGAAGAGAGUCCCCGAUUUACAAAAAAUAAACUCAGAGAGAAAGCAUCAAUCGCGGAGAAAAUAAAUAAUGAUGUUGUUAGUGGAGAGGCGAGCAAGCAAGCAAAGUCUAACAAGAAGAAAAAGAAAUCGUUGUUACAAGAACAAUUUAAUGAGGAGGAGAAUUUAUGUGAAGCUAAAUUGGAGAGUUUUGAAAAAAAGAUUAAUGAUUUUCCAAAGAAAAAGACAAAAAGUAAAUCACAAACAGAUGUACCUCAUCAAGAAGGUGAUGGAAAGAUUAAAAAUUCCUUCACUGAAGUGAGAAACGCAACUGAGUUAGAAGAGGAAGAAGAGCUAAUUCGAGCCUAUCAGUUGCAUGUGGCUGAGAAUGAGGUAAAUGCAAUUAAAAAGAAAAUAAGAAUGAAACUUAAAGAACAGAUGUCUGAAUUUACCUCUGCCGUUCAAAGCCAUGAAGUUGCAUUGAGUGAUGAAGUGGGAAAAAAGAAGAAAAAGAAGAAAGAAAGCACAGUCGUAUGUGAAGCUGAAACAAGUGCAAUGUCCCUUUCUGAGCUACAGCAUCAUCCAGUAGAAGGUAACAAUGAAAAUCAUUUAUUGGAAAGAGAAUUUGUAUUGGAAGGACAGAAUCUGGAGGAAAGCAUGGACAAACAGAAACCUAAAGCAAAGAAGAUUAAAAAGAAAACCAAAAAAGAAAAUAACACAGAAGUUACUGCAGAAAAUGAUGAGGAAAUGAGGACUUCAGAAAUUUCAGCUCAGUCUAAAUUUGAUUCUGAUGAUGAUCUUGUGUUGGGAGUUUACAUCCAUCGAUCUGAUCGGCUUAAAACUGAUUUGGUAUCUCAUCCUGUAGUUAAAAUCCAUAUCGUUGAUCAGAAAAGUGGCUUAUAUGUCAAGAAGGAUCAUAGGGAGAGGAAAGUUGUGUCUUACUAUGAGGAAGAGCAAAUCGACCACAUUCUUCCUAUUAUGACGCAGCCAUAUGACUUCAGACAGUUUAAAUCAGCAGUCCCAGAAUGGGAGGAACAAGUCAUAUUUAAUGAGAGCUUUAAUUAUUUUAUUCAAAAUACUGAAGAAAGCCCUCAAGUAAUUCUGUUUUUUGAGAUCCUUGAUUUUCUAAGUAUGGAUGAAGUGAGAGUCAACUCUGAUGCACUAAUUCAGGACUCUGGUUUCCGAAAAAUCUGUUGGGCAUUUCUAAAGCUUGUUGGUGCAAAUGGAGUUUUAAAUGUUGAUGGAAAAGUCCGUCUGCAGUUGUAUUACCCACCUUCAAAGACCAGGCCACGUUCAGAUGUUGUUGAAGUUUAUGAAUGGUGGGCAAAAUAUCCUAGAAAUCGUUACCCAUCAACUUUAUAUGUUACUGUAAGAGGCAUAAAACUGCCAGAUCAUGUUGCCCCUUCUUUCCGUUCUAUGGUGGCAGUUCAACAGGAACAAAGUAGUGCAACACUGUGUGAGCUCCAUGGGGAGGGAUCUAGAAAAUCAUGUGAAGUCAGUUCUCCAGAGGAGAAAAAAGAGCAGCUAAAGUGGUCAAGGCUGCCUGGACAGGCUUGUCGCAUUCCAAACAAACAUCUGUUUUCACUGCGAGGUGGAGACAUGGGCUGUUUCUGUAUUCGUUUCUCUCGUGAUGGAAGAACCCUGGCAGCAGCAUGUGCAGGAAAGAAUGGCUAUCCCAUCACGUUGUAUGAAAUUCCUUCUGGACAGUUCCUGAGAGAAUUCUACGGUCACCUUAACAUAGUGUAUGAUCUUUGUUGGUCAAAGGACAGUCAACACCUUCUUACUGCAUCCUCUGAUGGUACUGUCAGAAUGUGGAAGAUUGAAACACAGGUUGCAUCUGCAGUGAAAGUUUUCCCUCAUCCUUCAUUUGUUUACACUGCGAAGUACCACCCAGUUGCUGACUCUUUGGUGGUGACAGGAUGUUAUGAUGCUGUAAUUAGAGUAUGGAAUGCCAAUGUGGAAGAAAUCCAUGGGCAACUGCUACAGGAGCUUGAUGGUCACAAAAGUUUCAUCAAUACACUUUGUUUUGAUACAGAAGGGCUCCACAUGUUCUCAGGAGAUAGUUCAGGACUGAUAAUAGUUUGGGAUACAUCUGUGAAAGGAAGUUCUCAAUGCCUGUUUCAACACUGGAGGAUUAAUAAAGAAAUAAAAGAAAAUGAUCUUAGAGGAACUCCAAUAAAUCAUUUGGAGGUGCAUCCAAAUGGCAGACGUUUAUUAAUCCAUGCCAAAGACAGUACCCUGAGAAUUACAGAUCUCAGAAUCUUGGCUACAAAGAAAUAUAUAGGUGCUACAAAUUACAGAGAGAAGAUUCACAGCACUUUAACUCCAUGUGGUACAUUUCUUUUUUCUGGAAGUGAAGAUGGAAAAGCAUAUGUAUGGAAUCCUGAGACAGGAGAUCAGGUGGCAGUAUAUUCUGAACUUUCCUUCACGUCUCCACUUCGUGAUGUUGCCUUUCAUCCACAUGAACAUAUGGUGUCAUUUUGUGCCUUUGGUCAAAAUCAACCAAUACUUGUAUAUAUUUAUGAUUAUAAAGUUGCACAACAAGAAGCUGAACUUGUAAAGGAUCUCAGCUCAUCACUUAGCACAGCUGCACCAAAAGGACCGCAAAUCAUUAGCAGUUUUUCUGAAAUUCCUAUGCAAAAAAGUUCAGUGAUGUCUCCAGCGGAUCAGUUUGUCAGUGUUGCAAGAACAUCAAUGCGAAUGCAAAAGCUGAAACAAAAACUUGAUUCUGUAAUGACAAGCUCAAAUCUCUUGCUUCCUGCUCCAUCAUCGCUGUCACCACACUCCAAACUAAGUCUGCCGAACACUUUGAGCACUCCAUUGAAUCCUCUGUAUUCUUUCUCAGGUAAAAGCGGGUGUUUCAGCCCAGUAGGAAAUCCUCUUAGCCGAACGCUAUUGGGCAGAAUACAGAUGAGUGAUGACCAUCUAACUGCACUGGGAGAAAGAGGAGGAAGCAGUUGUCUGCUCGAGCAAGAGACGGUAGUGGCUCUUUAUGACUACACAGCGCAUCGAUCAGAUGAGCUAACCAUCCAUCGCAGUGACAUUAUCCAAGUGUUAUACAAAGAUAAUGAUAACUGGUGGUUUGGCAGCCUAGCAAAUGGACAGCAAGGCUAUUUUCCAGCUAAUUAUGUGGCUGGUGAAAAAGAGUAUGAAGAACAGCCUUCAGGACUGGUACCAGACUGUGCUCCUCUUCUACCCAAAGGAACUGAAGAAACAGAGGAAAGUUCUCCGAAACCCCAUAAGUUAGAAGUCAGAAUGCAGUCAGAACAGCAGCCAGAAGUUAGAGAAAAGAUGUCACCAGCCGUCAGUAAGUCAGGGGACCUGAAAUGCAUCUCAGAGCGUGACACAGAUAGAGACUCACCUGCAACACAAAGUGUAAAGAAAAAGAAGAAAAGGAUACAGAAGAACGAGAUAGAAAAUCAGCCCUACUUAAUGGGUCUCGAUUCUCCGGUAUCAUCAGCUAAUGGUGUUGAAAAUGAACCUACAGCCCAUGGGGUGGAAUUGAAGAAGAAGAAAAGGGCGGUGAGAGGCUCUAACUUAAGUACAAGUGGAAAGACAAAUACUGCUUUUGAGCCUGAAUGCUAUGGUGUGUAGUCAUCACUUAGUUCCAAAUACUGGUGUGACAUGCAGUAUACACUUACAUUUGAAUGCUGCAACUGCAACUUCACUUCUAGGAUUGACAAGAAAUGAACAACAACAACGACAAAGAAAUAAAUUAAUUAAAUGCACAACAUGGUGCUGGUUGUGAGUUACCAGUGGUGUAAGCCUGUUCAGAACAAUUUUGCUCAGGGUUCCUUGAAAUUAACAGAACUUGCAUGCUAAGCUCCUCACCGUACUGGUAAAAUCUGAAAUGCACUUUCAUAUUUCAUGAGAAGCCCACUGACAAAUGUAGUGUUAGCCAUGUGAUUAUAUUCUAAGUCAGGCUGACCAGACAUUUCUGUGGACUGCAGACCAGUCUAUUGCAAGCAGAGAAUAGAGUCCUAAGUGUGAUUGAGAACAGAACAAGUCUGACCACAGCUGAAGUUCUUCAGUAGACAUUUUACAGUUUUGUUGUAAAAUCGAGCAGUGUUCAGAAUAGUGAAAUUUCAAAGGAAUGCAUUGAUACUACAGUGUACCUGAAAAAACAAGCUUCUAAAAAGUGUUCUCUUGAUGGGAAAUAAAUAUUCACUGGGACCACAUUCUGCAGCACUUAAGCAAAUUGUUUAGUAAGUAACUAUGCAACUACUCUGACUUCAGUGGGACUGCCCAUGCUUACCAGUACAAAUAAGUGUUGCAAAUUCAAGGCACUUUUAUUUUCAAAUGAGGUUUUAUGCACAUAAUAAAGGUGCACUGCGGUUUUGUCAGAGUUCCUGGCUGCUUUGGCAGCAGUCUUGCCAAAUAUACAUUCUUCUGUCUGAAUGAAAUAUUUCAAACUGUGUUGUUUGCUUUACUUUUUCAGUUGUACGUCAUUAAUCGUUUUCUCUUGAGUAUUAUAUUGUAAACUUUCACUAAUAAUUUCACUAAUUAUCUGCAAUUCUAAAUAAUUUAUGUUUUAUAUUAAACGAAACACUUUCUA
This is a messenger RNA of Gallus gallus (chicken), 5216 nucleotides long. RefSeq names its product Abelson helper integration site 1 (gene AHI1). Gene Ontology annotation, cellular component: ciliary basal body. The record is from RefSeq and is a predicted model, not a curated record. Gene Ontology annotation, molecular function: protein binding. The coding region runs from base 470 to 4255 and encodes 1261 amino acids. Gene Ontology annotation, biological process: motile cilium assembly. NCBI's taxonomy places the organism in Eukaryota, Metazoa, Chordata, Aves, Galliformes, Phasianidae. The transcript is spliced from 26 exons.